AUGGUCUCUACAGCAUCUCGCACUCUAGAAGGAGUUCGGGGAGACGAUGUGAGGUACCAUCUACGUCUAGUGAGACCUCGAGACAUCAGUGAGGCUCUAAUUCGAGCUUUGGAGUUCGAAGCGUCUCGAGUAUCGGUCCCUUCAGCACCAAGAGUAAGGCUGGCUUCGAUCGACAACGAACGGGAUAUACUAGCUGGCAAACUGGACAACAUAUACGACACUUUACAGAAGAUGAUGGCCGGUUGUAAUAGUACUCGCCCGCCAACUCAGGAAGCGCCACAAAGAAGGAGCAUAAGGUGCUUCAAUUGCGGUAAAUUGGGACAUAUCAGGAGUGAUUGCCGCAAUAGAGCACGAAGUCCGUCACCGUCGCCUAGGGAGCCCAGUGGUGACACUAACAUCAGCAGGCCGCAGGAAAACUAG
Messenger RNA from Dendroctonus ponderosae (mountain pine beetle), 420 nucleotides. RefSeq lists its product as uncharacterized. NCBI's taxonomy places the organism in Eukaryota, Metazoa, Arthropoda, Insecta, Coleoptera, Curculionidae. The record is from RefSeq and is a predicted model, not a curated record. Gene Ontology annotation, molecular function: zinc ion binding; nucleic acid binding. The coding region runs from base 1 to 420 and encodes 139 amino acids. The transcript has a single exon.